CUGCUACGUACACGGUGCUCUUUGGAUAUACUGUCCUACACUUCAUCCGCAGAAAAGGCAAUGAUUGCGUUUUCUGGCUGAAGACGUGUACGACAGCCUAUGCUGAACUUGACCCGACUUCUUACGCCGGGGAGUCCGCGUCUCUGCUGCUGGCCUGCUGCCUCAAGAAAAUAGCACGGAUAUGAAGAGCACUGCUACUAGUGACCCUAAGUCUUGGCUACGAAGAGCAGGUCCUAUUACCGACAUCCCAGGUGCGCGCUAUCGGCCUGGUCGCGAUACGCCGAGCUUCUGUUACCAUCCAGGACGAGCUUCCCUGGUAACAUCGGCGGCCCAUGAACAAACACUCCUUCCCUUACAGCACCUCUGUAUACAACUCACAACUUGCUUUCCAUCCUAGCUCUACCGCUCGUUAACCCAGUAGGAUGCUACCCACCACCCUCCUCGCCUUCGCGCUCUCCCUCCACAGUAUCUCGGCGCUCUCCCUCCAGCGCCGCGCAGUGGAGUUCUACGACCCCGCCGCGGUCGGAGGGUCUAUGGUCGACAGCACGGGGAACGGACUGGGCGAGCCCCUUAACGUGAUCAUAUCCGGCCUGAGCUCCCCCGCUGCCCUCACCGACUCCGGGAUCGUCAACUACGCGCAAGCGAUCGGGUACUCGAAAGAAUGCCUAGGCCUGCACUCCGGCGCCCCGCAGACCGCGAACCUGGGCGAUGGCAACGGGUGGACGGACCAGCUGCUCGAGCUCCGCGCGGACUACCACUCGACUGCGGUGGGUACAUGUCUCGAGAGUGUCGUCGGUGGGAAUCAUUUCCGGGUGUGGAGGCAGAACGGCUCCUUGGCGGAUAGCGGGGCUUUGUUCCUGGCCGUAUCGAAGGAAAAGUCCUUCAUUGCCCACCACUCCCCCAUCGCCGACGGCUACGACAUCGGGCGGGACGAACUGGUGCAGGCGGCUCUGGGCACGAAGAGCCACGGCGGCGUCACGUACAGCACCGUCGCGAGAAACGUGUCUGGGCUGAUCGCCCCGGGGGCGGAGGGGAUCAAUCAUGGGAUCGCGCAGGAUGGGGUUGUUACGGUGUUGACCGUGACGAUCGUUGGCUAGCUUGAAGGCUGCAUGCGGGAUCACUGUCUCGGUGGUCGUGCCCGACAUACGGACAUGUCGAAAUCGUUGCGUGCGGGGUAUGCAAGGACUCGUCUCUCUUGUAAUAAUCGCACUCGUGUUACCACUCGCUCGUUUUACGUGCACGUGUCGUUGAAUAUAAAUUUCAACUUACAGGUGUC
Gloeophyllum trabeum ATCC 11539 is the source of this 1276-nucleotide messenger RNA. RefSeq lists its product as uncharacterized. The record is from RefSeq and is a predicted model, not a curated record. Bases 423 to 1097 code for a protein of 224 amino acids. The transcript has 7 exons. Lineage: Eukaryota; Fungi; Basidiomycota; Agaricomycetes; Gloeophyllales; Gloeophyllaceae.